AUGGAUGAGGAGUACUACAUGUUUCGCAACGAAGGGUCCGAUCAUGACAACAUGGAUGAUGACGAGGAAGGGAGCAUGUCGUCUGCUAUACCUAGCGAGGUUGAUCCAUUAGAAUUUGUUUACACAAACAUCCCCGACACCACUCACAUCCUGAAGCUCGACGCAAACUGCAAACACUGCAAGGCCAAAAAGUUUGUCUCUGAGACCGACGGGUUCUGCUGUCACAAUGGCCAGAUCGAACUUAAACAACCGGAGCCAAUCCCAGAGCUGAUGAGGCUAUGGUCAAGCAUGGAUGCAGAUUCUAGACAUUUUCGGGAGAACAUACGGUUCUUCAACGGGCAUUUCGCCUUCACAACCCUUGGCGUCAGCCUUGAUGAGAACUACACAAACAUGAAGUCUGGGGUGUACACAUUCCGUGCGCACGGCUCCAUCUACCACAAUGGGCAUUCGUUCGGGCCUAGCUCCCGUCCAGAACAUCUGCAGUUGUACUUCUAUGAUGACGACCCAACCAUAACUCAUCGUAAGGUGGCCACCAAGCAAUUAGACCAGGAUGUCGUGAAGAAGUUAGUAGACAUACUCAAAGAAAACCCGUACUCCCAGCAAUUUAGGAGUUUGGGUGCACACAAGGACAACCUCGAUGAUUAUAGGAUAGACCUAAACACCGAUAAGAGGCUUGACCAAAGAAGAUAUAAUAGACCGUUGUCAUCUGAGGUCGCUGCAAUUUGGGUUGAGGGCAACGACCUAGCAAAAAGGGGGGAGCUAGGUUGGCAUCCAAAGCUACUUAAACGUAAUGUAACGGAGGAGGUUGUACUACAUUCUCAACUGGUCCAUGAUGAUGAUGAGGAUGCAGAGGGCAACAGCACGUUGUGCGUCUCUGUCAGAGACUACUACUGUUACAUGCUGCAGACACGGCCUGGAAUCUUCAAUCCCAUACUCUGUGGAGCACGCCUCUUGCAGCAAUGGGCGGUCGACAUGUACGUCAAGAUUGAAAGUUGUCGGUUGAGGUGGUACAGGAAAAACCAGACGCAGAUUCGUGCCGACUUGUAUAAAGGAGUUGUUGAUGCAAUCACAUCGGGGGAGACGCGAGCAAGCGCUGUUGGGGUAAGAAUAGUGCUCCCUGGAACAUACCCUGGUGGCGACCGCGACAUGAAGAAGAGGCAUAUGGAUGCCAUGGAAAUUGUCCAUACAUAUGGGAAGCCUGACAUCUUCUUGACCAUGACUUGCAAUCCUAAAUGGGAAGAGAUAACGAAUGAGUUGCUGCCUGGUCAGACGGCGCAAGACCGACCUGAUAUUGUGGCUCGCGUGUUCUACGGCAAGCUAGAGGCUAUGAAGGACAUGUUGUUCAAGAAGCAUAUCCUGGGUGUUGUUGUCGCAUAUGUAUACGUAGUCGAGUUCCAAAAAAGGGGCCUCCCCCACACACAUUUUUUGUUGAUCAUGGACUCUAAAUAUAAGCUUAUCGUCCCGGAGCAGUAUGACCGACUCAUUUCCGCAGAGCUCCCAGACAAGCAUAAGUAUCCGGAAUUGUAUGCUAUGGUGGUAAAACAUAUGAUGCACGGACCAUGCGGUGCUCUCAACCCGAAGAAUGUUUGCAUGCAAGAAAACAGAUGCAAGUGCAGAUACCCAUGGCCGUUCAAUGAAAACACAUCACAGGGGAAGGACUCAUACCCAAUUUAUCGGCGUAGAGACGAUGGAAGGCGUGCUAAGGUCCGAGGGAAGAUGUUGGACAACAGAUGGGUUGUGCCUUAUAACCCAUACCUGCUGCGGAUGUUCAAUUGCCACAUCAACGUUGAGGUCUGCUCUAGCAUAAAGGCCGUCAAAUAUCUUUACAAGUACAUUUACAAGGGCCAUGAUAAGGCUUCUUUCAGCAUCGACCAUCCCGACGCCGAUGGUAACAUUGAUGAGAUCAAGAGAUACGUUGAUGCAAGGUGGAUCACCCCUCCGGAGGCUAUGUGGAGGAUAUUUGGCUUUCCACUUUGCGCCAAUUACCCACCUGUCUUGCAGUUGCCUCUUCAUCUCCCGAAUAUGCACAGGGUCGCAUUCAAUGCACAGGCUGACUUGAAGAAUGUUGUCGCCUCCGAAAAUAAUUCAAAAUCCAUGUUAACGGAGUAUUUCAAGGCUAACCAGGAACACCCUCGGGCUAGGCAUAUAUUGUACAAGGAUUUUCCCGGAAGCUUCACGUGGCAGAAGAAAAAGAAGUUUUGGAAGCCGCGGGUCGAGCGUUUUCAAAUAGGUCGCAUCGUGUCUGCCAAUCCUGCCGAGGGUGACCGAUACUACCUGCGUGUGUUGCUAAACCAUGUUACGGGCAAAACAUCCUUCGACGACUUGCUCACCGUGGACGACGUUCUAUGUGGGAGCUUUAGAGAAGCUGCUGAAAGGUUGGGACUCAUCGAGGCAGACAACACGCUCGACAACUGUCUUACUGAGGCUGAGCAGUGGGCGAUGCCAUGUUCUCUUAGGAGGCUCUUCGCAACCAUCUUGGUGCACUGCGAGCUAGGCGACGUGCGUGGUUUAUGGGAUAGGCACCUCGAUCCUAUGUCAGAUGACUAUCGUCGAUCACGCACGUCCCCUAUCGAGGUGGAGCAGAUGGUGUUGCUUGACAUUAGGGGUAUGUUGCAGUCCAUGGGUAAAGACAUUGUUGAUUUCGCUCUUCCAAGCAUAGAUGAUGCGUUUGACCCAACCGAGGGUGAGGCAAGAGAGGUCAUCGAGGAAUCAACUGUUGAGUUUGACGUGGAUGAUACUAAAUUGGCAUCUUCCCUGAACUUGGAGCAAAGGGCCGCAUACGAUGAGAUACUAGCGGUUGUUGAACGCGGUGAUGGGGGUGUAUUCUUUGUUGAUGGCCCUGGAGGUACAUGGAAGACCUUUCUAUACAGGGCGAUGCUUGCCAAGGUGAGGAGCGAUGGCAAUAUUGGUAUCGCUACCGCGACGUCGGGCGUCGCCGCUUCUAUCAUGCCUGGCGGCAGGACUGCCCACUCGAGGUUCAAGAUCCCAUUGAGUUGCGAUGAUGGAGCCUCGUGCAGCUUCAUGAAGCAGAUUGGGACCGCCAAGCUGCUUAGGAUGGCCUCAUUGAUAAUAUGGGACGAGGCCAGCAUGACGAAACGACAAGCGGUCGAGGCAUUGGACAAUAGCAUGCGCGACAUCAUGGGAAUACGCGACCGACCCUUUGGAGGAAAGACUGUUGCUUCCGGUCGUCAGAAGGGGGCCGCGGGGCCAGAUAAUUGA
Messenger RNA from Aegilops tauschii subsp. strangulata, 3219 nucleotides. The record is from RefSeq and is a predicted model, not a curated record. Lineage: Eukaryota; Viridiplantae; Streptophyta; Magnoliopsida; Poales; Poaceae.